Molecule: messenger RNA, 3464 nt
Organism: Macrosteles quadrilineatus (aster leafhopper)
Lineage: Eukaryota; Metazoa; Arthropoda; Insecta; Hemiptera; Cicadellidae
Product: origin recognition complex subunit 1-like
Exons: 11
Coding region: 83-2788 (901 amino acids)
Biological process (GO): DNA replication initiation; mitotic DNA replication checkpoint signaling
Cellular component (GO): nuclear origin of replication recognition complex
Molecular function (GO): ATP hydrolysis activity; ATP binding; DNA replication origin binding
Source: RefSeq, a predicted model, not a curated record
UAUUAACUUUCUAUUAACGAGACCUCAAGAUUCAACUGUACCGUUGAUAAUUUGGUGCUGUCAAGAGUUAUCGAGUAAAAAAAUGAGUUGUGGUGGGAUUAAAGAUAAUGAAAUCAGUAAAUGUUUGGACGAUGAAGAAGGUUCAGAAGAUGAGGAUGCCUCAGACUGGGAACCUGAAAGCAGUAAACCUUCAACUAAAAUGAGCUCGAAAAAGAAAAAGAAAGUUGGUCGGCCUAUAAAAAGUACAGUCAAAAACAGAAGUGUUAGUAAAAACCACAAAAAUGAGCAUGGGAGAUCAGAAAGAAAGCGUAAAGCACUUACAGAAGACUCUGAAGCUACAACUUCAAAAGUCCGCCAUGUUUCCACUCAUGACGGUGAUGAAGAGAGGAAGUUUCAUGUUUCAAAAAAUUUGGCAGAAACCAAAAGUACCAGUUCAAAUGAUGUAUACUUUCAGAGAAAUUUACGUUCCCCGCCAAAAAGUCCUGCUGUGAAGAAUUUGUUCCCAGAAAAAAAUUCUAACAAACUAAACAACUGUAGAACUCCGACCAAGCUGACCGAGGAAGAUCUGAGCAAUAAAGAAAAUAAGAGUUUAUGUUCAGAGCAGUCCAAAGGAGAUUCGACUCCACGGAAAAUCGGGACUAGACGAUCUCUGUGUUUUCAAGAAGGUUACAACUCUGAGAGUCAAGCUACAGAGAAAUCAACCCCUCUUAAGCAGGCUCAAACUCCAACAAAAGAAAAUAAAAAUUCAAGCAGGAAACAGGAACAAAAUACAACUCCUAGAAAAAAUGAAGAAGACUUAAGAGAUUUAAAAGAAAGUCAGAUAUUAAAUGAGUUAUCACCAACAAAAUCUAGAUGUGAGAAUCUUUCGCCUUACAAAAGACCUACAAAAAGUGUGUCAAAGACUUUAAAUGAUGAAUCAAAUGAAACUGUCACAGACACAGGAACUCCGACAAAAACACAAACUGCAGAAUUGAAGCGCUUGAAUAUAGAUUGUAACCCUUCUAUGAUCAAUGCUGCUUCACCGGUACGUCAAAGUAGAUCCAGUUACAAUACAAGAACACCUUUGAAAAAUAACAUUGGUGGUGAGAAUGAAGUGAAGAGCCCUAAAAAAAUAUCAUUAAAGCUAAAAAGAUGUGUUAGUGACAAUGAUUCAGAAGAUAAUUCUAUUACUAAAAUAAAAGAAAGGACCGAAACUCCUUCAUCCAGCAAGAAAUUAAACAGAGCUUCCAAGUUGAGCUCAAAUGAGAUUGAAGAUAUAAACUCAACCUCUAGAACUCCAGAAAAAUCCAAAAUUGAUCGAGAGAUGAAGCGUUUAGUUAUAGACUGUAAAUCGGCGAUAUUUGCUGCUUCACCAGUUCGCCAAAGAAGGGCUAGUGGGUCAAGGACAGCAACACCACAAAAAUCUAAAAUUUCCGACAGUUUAAAAACUCCUAAAAAAUGUUCAGAAGACUUAAGUGACGAUGCUGAAUGUGUCACGCCACGGGGAAAAGAUAAAGUUGCCACCAUGACGCCUCGAUCGAAAGCCUUGAAAUUUGAAUAUCGUAACCAAAGUACUAUGUCACCAUUUCCUAGGCAAAGUGUCACUGUUACUACACCAGUUUCCAAGAAGAAAUCAGGAAGAGGAUUUUUAACUCCCUCAAUGGCAAAGAAGGAACAUGUUAGAAAAGAAAUAAAAGAUGAUGAUUUGGACACUACAAGAAAACAACUUCACAUAUCAACGGUGCCAAAGUCUUUACCCUGCAGGGAUGCUGAAUUUGACCAGAUCAAGUCUUUUCUACUCAGAAAAAUUGAACAUUCUGCUGGAGGGUGCAUGUAUAUCAGUGGGGUCCCUGGUACAGGUAAGACUGCCACUGUCCACGCUGUUGUUCGUAAUCUACAACAAGAGGCAGAUUGUGGAAAUCUUCCUGACUUUGAUUUUGUGGAAGUGAACGGCCUGAGGUUGACCGAGCCUAAACAGGCGUAUGUCCGUAUCCUGCAGGCGCUCACGGACAGGAAGUUGAGUCCUGAUCAGGCGCAGCAGGUGCUCAAUAGGAGAUUCUCCAACAACUGCAAGAAGUCCACAAUAAUCCUCGUAGACGAGCUGGAUUACCUGUGUAACCGCAGACAAGACGUGGUGUACAACAUAUUGGACUGGCCGACCAAGCGGGGCUCUGCGCUCGUCGUCCUCACCAUCUCCAACACCAUGGAUCUGCCCGAGCGGACACUCAAGGGGCGCGUGACGUCACGCAUGGGCCUGACCAGAGUCACGUUCCAACCGUACAGUCACCACCAGCUGCGGACGAUCGUGCAGGACAGGCUCAGCGGAACGGAUACUUUCCACCCGGACGCUGUCCAACUAGUGGCCAGGAAAGUUGCCGCUGUGUCGGGAGAUGCUCGGCGUGCUCUCGACAUCUGUCGGAGAACUACAGAGCUGGUGGAUAGUGGAGAACAGGUGACUGUGUCGCAUGUAGAACGGGCCCUCACCCAGAUCUUCUCAGGCCCGAGAGUCGCAGUUAUUCAGAGUCUCUGUCGUGAAGGGCAGCUGGUGUUGCGAGCGAUACGCGACGUCAACCAACGGACGGGCGUUGAUGAAGCCAGUGCGUCGCAGGUUUACCAACAUCUGCUCGAGAUCUGUAUUGUGGAUGGGUGUCCUCGUCCUACAGUAGGAUCAAUGCUGCAAAUGUGUGUAGCCCUAGUCGCUCUCGGACUCAUCGUAGCGGAGAAGGGAAGGAUGGACAUCAUGCGGAAAAUGUCCCUCAACGUCAGCUCGGACGAUAUCCACUACGCUCUUGACAAAGUCACUGUUUGAGUCUGAUCGGUGAUUUAUUUUUUAAAGGAUUUUUAAGUGUAGGCCUAGAAGGUAUAUUGUGGAGAGAUCACUCGACGCUUGAAUUAUGGUCAGGUAAAAUCAAUGGUUUAAUAAUGGGUUUUCCAUCACUAAAUUGGUUGUUGUGAAAAUGAAAUUGACGCGAUAAUCCAUAGAUGGGAUACAAUCGAGUAUUAGGUAAUAGUUAUGUGCCGUUGCUUUUCUUAGUUGUGAUAUUGUUGGCUAUUAACAGAUCAAGUUUGAAAUUUGUCACCAUUUGCAAACCCUUUUGUGCCAUUUAUGAAAAAAGUCAAAAGGAAAAUAUGUUUUGCUGAUAAUUUGAUUGUUUGUUAGAAUGUUUCAAACGGGUUUUCUGAGAGAAAAUAUUUUUCUAUUUCCUAAGCUUUUGUGCUGCAAACGUUUUUCAGAUUAACAUUUUUACGAAUAACAUAGUAAUUUUGUGAACACUAAAAAAACGGAUAAUAAUCUUAAAAGAGUUCUCAUACAAAUACUUUUAGUUUAUUCUAAGAUUAAAAUCGGCUGGCCUUUAAGACCAUUUGGAGGUAAUGCUAAACAUAUCUGUAUGAUUCCUGUGUAAAGUUGCAACUAAGUUUCUGAUUCUGUGUUGCUUCCCAGUUUCCCACUGUAAUUUUAAAAACAAAGCCAAUUUUACAGAUAG